UACUCUCUACCUAUGACGUGCAUCGUCAUGAAGAGAGUCACCAGCGAUCAGCCAAAUUGGGAUACAUCUUCGCUGAACUUCCAAAUCCCAAAGCACUUCCAGUUGGCAGACCCCAACUGGCAAGAGACUCACCCUAUCGACUUACUCAUUGGUGGGCAAUUCUUUUGUGACAUCAUGACCGAUGAUACCCAUGUUUUGGGUCCUCACCAUCCUGUGAUGAAAAAUACAGUAUUUGGAUGGGUGUUAAUGGGACCUUGUUAUGUCGGCCAUAAUGAUUCUCAGGUUGUCUCAUGCAACACUGCCACCAUGGAAAGCAUUGAUACGGGACUACGUAGAUUUUGGGAGUUGGAGGAGAUAUCAGUAGGUUCCCCCAGAUCAUUGGAUCAAGACAAGGUGGAAGAACUUUACCGAGCUACCACAACUCGAGACCAAGAUGGGCGCUAUGUGGUACUAUUGCCUUUUAAGGAUAACAUGGAAGAGUUGGGCAACAACAGGGCAUCAGCCAGACGCCAAUUAUUUCUAUUGGAAGCGCGUCUGAGAAAAAAUCCAGAACUCCGUGCACAAUACAACCAGAUCUUUGAGGAGUAUUUGGAGAAGGGAUUUAUCGAGGUUGUGCCAUAUGAUCAGCUCAACAGACCUUGUUUUUAUAUGCCACAUCAUUGCGUUAUCAAGGAAGAUGCAGUAUCAACCAAGGUUCGAAUUGUCUUUAAUGGAAGUUCGCCAUCCGAAUCCGGGCUAAGCUUAAAUGACAAACUUAUGGUAGGAGCUACUGUACAACCACCGUUGCUUAAAAUUCUGCUGAACCUCAGACGACAUCCUGUUGCCUUUACCUGUGACAUUGUAAAAAUGUACUUACAGACAAUACUUUACGAACCUCACAGGGAUUACCAACGAUUUUUAUGGGAGACCGAAUCUGACCACCAAGUGAAAGACUUCAGGUUCAGGACAGUGUGCUUCGGGGUGUCUGCAUCUCCGUACUUAGCCACUCGAUCAUUGAUUCAGUUAGCCUUGGAUGAGGGGCACAGAUUCCCGAUAGCUGCGAAAUUGAUAUUGAAUAACUUCUACAUAGACGAUUGUCUGGUCAGCAUGCCUACGAUUGAGGAGGCACUCGAAGCAAAGAGACAGCUCAUAGCUCUACUGGCCCUAGCCAAACUUGAACUGUCCAAAUUCAGGUCAACUCAUAUGGAACUCACACCUUCAUCUGAUGAAAAUUAUCAACUGGACAUGCCAUCUGAAGAACAGGUUGUAAAGACUUUGGGAAUGAGUUGGUGCCUACAGACUGAUAUGUUCCAGUACACAGUGAACGAAUUCCAUGGACCAGCAACCAAGAGAAAUAUGUUGUCAAUUCUUGGAAAAAUUUAUGACCCAAUGGGGCUCGUAUGCCCCAUUACAACUGUUGCAAAAUGUAUCCUGCAAGACGUGUGGAAGUUAUCAAUGGACUGGGACACUGAAAUUGAUGGUGAUUUGGAGAAAAGAUGGAAAGAGUUCAUGAACACUCUACCUUCAAUGGAGGAUCUGAGGAUUCCCCGAUGGAUAUCAAACAUCUCCGAAGUAGUACACCAGGAACUUCACUGUUUUGGCGAUGCAAGCAAGAGAGCCCAUGGAGCUUGUAUUUACCUUGUAACUCAAGAUGCUGCAGGUAACAGAUGCUCCAGGCUAUACGCAGCCAAGUCCAAGAUUAACCCCAUCAGCUAUGAGGAGAAAGUAAAGGAUAAGAUCAAGAAGAAGGACUUCACCAUUCCGAAAGGAGAAUUAUGUGGAGCUGUCUUGGCUAUGAAACUUGCCUCAACUGUCUCGGACGCAACAGAAGUACAGCAAAUCUAUUUUUGGCUGGAUGCCACUGCUGUGCUACAUCAAAUUCAUAACCCGACUCAAAAACGAGAAGUUUUUGUACGCAACAAGGUUAAGAAGAUUCUAGAUGAAACCAACUGUCAGCAAUGGAGACACGUUGGAACCAAGUCCAACCCAGCUGACCUGGCUUCACGAGGAGCUACUCCUCAACAGCUCAUUUCAGCGGAACUGUGGUGGCAUGGGCCAGAAUGGUUGUUGAAGUCUGAAGAGAAUUGGCCACCGAAGUUCAACGCACCCAAUGAUGACGGAGCACAAGUGGAGACUAGUUUAGCACUCACUACGGAUUCAUCAGAGAAGGAAAAACUGGUUGCCAAUCCAAUCUUCGAAUUUUUAUUGGCUCAGUUUAGCUCCUACAGCAAGAUCCGUCUAGUUUUGGCACGAUGUCUUCAACUCGUAGAAAUUUGGAAGUCAUCAAAGGUCCGAGUGACUCGCAACUCGAGGAGAACUACCUUUUCCAAAUUCUUGCAUGUGAAAUUCCUAAGGGAUGCCGAAAAACUCUUGAUACAAUGGGAUCAGCAGCAACAUUUUUCUCAUGUUUUGGAUGCUCUGACAAACGGAUCUCUGGAAACAAACGCAAGCCUUCGCCAUUUUGGAAAAUUGAGACCAUUUCUGGAUUCUGAGGGUACAUUGAGAGUUGGAGGUCGACUUAGCAAAUCUACACUCAACUAUGAUACAAAACACCCGAAGAUCCUGCCCAAAAGCCUCUUAAGUCGUUUGAUUGCAGAACGUGAGCAUCUUCUACUUAUGCAUGCUGGACCACAGCUUACCUUGGCAUCCUUGAGGCAAAAAUAUUGGCCUAUUGAUGGACGUCGCUUGACUCGAAGUGUCUUAAGGAAAUGCCUCACUUGCAUCAAGGCAAGGCCCACUCACGUUCAGCAACUUAUGGGGGACUUACCCCCGGAGCGAAUCGACCAUUUGACUGCCUUCAAUACAAUAGGUGUCGAUUUUGCUGGGCCCAUCUACAUCAAACAAGGUGUCAGGAAAACUGUCACAAUUAAGGCUUAUGUGGCGGUCUUCGUCUGCUUUUCUACUAAGGCUGUGCAUUUGGAGGGAGUUAGUUCACUCCACACAGAUUCCUUCAUUGCUGCAUUUCGCAGAAUGAUUGCGAGAAGAGGGUUGCCACAUAAGGUGUUUUCCGACAAUGGAACCACAUUUGUAGGCGCCGAUAGAGAACUUAAGCGGUUGUGGGAGGCAGAGCAACACCAGCAAGCGAUCCAGAUGGUGGCAGGGGAACUUGGCAUCGAAUGGAACUUUUUACCUCCCAGAUCACCGCAUCACGGCGGCCUCCAUGAAGCUGCCGUGAAAUCUUUUAAACACCACUUUGUGCGAGUUGUGGGUGACAGAGCACUGACAUUUGAAGGGCUAGCAACCAUCCUGUGUCAGAUUGAAGCUGUAUUGAACAGCAGGCCGCUUGUUCCCACAUCAGACAACCCCGACGAUCUCCAUUGGAUCAGCCCAUCUAGCCUAUGCACACUGAAGGACACACUUACACAACUACCUGACCCAUCAGUGACUCACCUCAAAAUUGGCUAUCUGGACAAAUGGCACCUUUUGCAGAGAGUGUAUCAGGAUGUUACUAACCAAUGGAAACGCGAUUAUCUUACAACGCUUCAAACUCGCAGCAAGUGGUACAAACAAUACGAAAAUCUCAAGGAGGGAGAUUUUGUUCUGAUGAGCGACAUGGCCCUUCCAUCUACCAAGUGGCCGACAGGACGCAUCGUGAAGAUCUUCCCUGGCCGAGACAACAAGGUGAGAGUAGCAGAUGUCAGAACUCAUCGUGGAGUCUACAGAAGAGCUGUCCAGAAGCUAGUGCGACUUCCCAUAGAAGAAGCAUAAAGCUCUUCUGUCCCCGGAGCAUGUUUACGCUAGCGUAAAUUAAUGAAGUGAAUCACCCUAUCGAGAAUUGGUAUGCAACGGUCAUGAGCUACAGUUAAAUUUGUGAAUUUUUGAAAUUCCUCUUAUCAGUUUUUUUUUCUCUCUAUUAUCUCCCUUUCGUGAUAAUCUCUUUUUUCUUUACUUCCACUUUCACUUUCUCCAUUAUUGUUAUUAUUUUUUCAAUCAAUUAAAGAAUUAAAAUUUGAAAUUUGAUUAAUUUGAAUAUAAAUAAAAUCCGCUGCUCAGUUUAAUUCAUUAAAUCAGGAAGAAAUUGUUUUAUUUAAAACCUCAGUGAAAUAGAAUUGCCCCACUGAUCCUGAAAUAAGGAGAAAUUGGCAGAAGUGCAACUCAUUUCAACCACGAGGAAGAUCUUCCAGAUUUUGGAUUUGCCUUUAGAUUGCAACAAUCCGCGGUUCUUCGAGCCGAAGGGCUCAGAUAUUAAUUAAUGUGUUGCAUCUAUUAAAGGUACGACAACUGGAAGUUAUUUGGGUGGACCACCAGAUAUUCUAUUAAUUAUUAAUUAAUUCGGAUCUUACCCAAG
Lutzomyia longipalpis is the source of this 4267-nucleotide messenger RNA. RefSeq lists its product as uncharacterized. Gene Ontology annotation, molecular function: nucleic acid binding. Gene Ontology annotation, biological process: DNA integration. Bases 13 to 3687 code for a protein of 1224 amino acids. The transcript has 2 exons. The record is from RefSeq and is a predicted model, not a curated record. Lineage: Eukaryota; Metazoa; Arthropoda; Insecta; Diptera; Psychodidae.